CUCUGAGGUCAUUGGAACUCCUUUGUGCGGAGCUUUGUUACAGAUUUAUUGAAAAUUUAUAAAAAAAAACUAAAAAUACUAGACAAAUAAAAAAAGAGUGUUUUGUAAAUUUGAAUAAUGAAAUAUUUAUGUUUUUCGAUUCUUUUCAAGUUGAAUCUUCAGCAUGGCAUAUAUUAUCGUCGUAUUAGGCUUUUAAACGACCAAACUCCAAGCCAAAACGAAGACCCAAACGCCAACCAAAACCAGACCAGACACAACAAAUUAACAUUGACUUUGCCGAUUAUGUUUUGGACAUGUUUGACUAGUUCGGCCGCCGCCGCACUUUGAAUAAUCGCGAAGAGCUUGCGAACUAUAAAAGGGUUCCAGCAGCCAUCAGUUGGUACCAUUCGUCGCAAACUCUUCGAGAACCGCAGACCAAAAACCACAAACCAACAAUCACCAUGAAGUUCCUCAUUGUCUUCGUUGCCCUCUUCGCCCUGGCCCUCGCCGCCCCCGUUGAUGAUGUGACAAUCCUCCGCUCCGAAUCUGAUGUUGGACCCGAGAGCUUCAAAUAUGCAUUCGAGACCAGCGAUGGAUCAGCCGCCGAUGCUGUGGGACAGCUGAACAACGUCGGCACCGAGCAGGAGGCCAUCUCCGUCAAGGGAUCCUACAGGUUCAUCGCUGAUGAUGGCGUCACCUACGAGGUCACCUACAUCGCUGAUGAGAACGGUUUCCAGCCCCAGGGCGCUCAUCUGCCCGUUGCCCCCGAGGCAUAAGUUAAGUUGCUUCCAAUCCAAGCAGCUUUAAUGCCAUCGAGUCCCUUGUUACUUGCCUCAAACCGAUUUUCCAAACCUUUCAUUGAAAAGGAAAAGGAUCUAAGUCAAAAGCACCAAUUUGUUGAACAUUAAAGAAAAAUGAG
Drosophila obscura is the source of this 898-nucleotide messenger RNA. RefSeq names its product larval cuticle protein 65Ag1-like. NCBI's taxonomy places the organism in Eukaryota, Metazoa, Arthropoda, Insecta, Diptera, Drosophilidae. Gene Ontology annotation, molecular function: structural constituent of chitin-based larval cuticle. The coding region runs from base 441 to 755 and encodes 104 amino acids. Gene Ontology annotation, cellular component: chitin-based extracellular matrix. The transcript has 2 exons. The record is from RefSeq and is a predicted model, not a curated record.